This is a messenger RNA of Arabis nemorensis, 1134 nucleotides long. The record is from the annotation of a GenBank genome assembly. Lineage: Eukaryota; Viridiplantae; Streptophyta; Magnoliopsida; Brassicales; Brassicaceae.
AUGGAAUGCAACAAGGAAGAAGCUGUAAGGGCAAUGGAUAUUGCUAAGAGGAAAGUUACAGAGAAUGAUUACAACGGGGCAAAGAAAUUUGCAGAAAAGGCUCAGAAUUUAUAUCCCAAGCUUGAAGGUUUGAAACAAGUGUCGAUGAUGAUCGAUGUGUAUAUCGUGGCAGGGAACAAAAUCAGCGGAGGCGAAUCUGAUUGGUAUGGAAUUCUUGGUGUUGAUCCGUUGGCUGAUGAUGAAGUAGUGAAGAAACAGUACAAGAAGUUAGCUCUUUUGCUUCAUCCGGAUAAGAACAAAUGUAAAGGCGCAGAAGAAGCGUUUAAGUUGGUUUCGGAAGCUUGGUGUUUGUUGUCUGAUAAGGUUAAGAGAAUUGCUUAUGAUCAGAAGAGGAAAUCGAAACAAGUUAAACCGAGAAAGAGUCGGAAGCCAAAACAACCACCAAAUCAGCCACCAAACCAGCGGAAACAGCCACCGAACCAGCGGAAACAACCACCAAACCAGCAGCAACAACCACCAAACCAGCAGCAACAGCAACCAAGCCAGCCAAAACAACCACCAAACCAGCAGAAACAACCACCAAGCCAGCCGAAACAGCCACCAAACCAGCAGAAGCAACCAUCAAACCAACCAAGUUCUAGUGGGGUUCGAAAUGAUAGAUCUAGAAGCAAAAAGCCCACUUCGAAAGUCGGUACAUUCUGGACAAUGUGCGACAAAUGCAAGACACCAUAUGAAUAUGUGAGGGUUUUUUAUUUUAACAAGACUUUGAUUUGUCGAACUUGCCAUCAGACUUUUAUUGCAACCGAGAAAGAGCAAACACCAACCGAGAAAGAGAAAACACCAGAAGCAACAAACAAGAAGGCAAACAGUGCUUCUUCUUGUGGAAGAGAUCCUUCUCUAACUGUUAAUGUUGGCUAUAGUUUUCAAUGGGAUUGUUCGACAUCAAGAAUGGUCGAUUCUGACUGCGGAAAUGUGGCGAAUCAAGCAGAAGAAAGAGCGGAAAGAGGAGUUGAAGGUUCCCAAGAAGAUGCUGCUAAGGGAAUUGCAAACUCUGAUUUUAAAGUAGAAGAGAGGGUUCUUAAGAAGCUUAGGACUGAUGAUUAUGCAGAAGCAAGUGGUGGAAUCAAGGUGUGA